AUCGUAUUUCAAAAAUUAAUCACUUAUUAAAAUGUUAUACAAAGCGAUCUGUAUAAGUUUACUUGUACUGAUAAUUGUUGAAUAUGUGAACAAUGACGUGAGCAAGGACGUGAACGUGCACGUUAAUAGUGGCAAUGGUGGACGGGGAGGCAAUGGUGGUCGCAGAACUGGUAGACAGGGUGGUCGUGGUGGUAACAGGGGUCAACGAAAUCGCCAAGAAUUACGUAUACAUAAGCAAUGUGGGCGUGAACGUUAAUACACGUGGCAAUAGUGGACAGGGAGGCACUGGUGGUGGUCGCAGAACUGGUGGACAGGGUGGUCGUAAGCGUGGUGGUAAUGGGGGUCAACGAAAUCGCCAAGGGAGGGGAGGCAGUGGAAAGGGAGGUGGGGGUAGAAUGGAAGGAGAGGUAAAGGUUGUAGUGGUCAGGGAGGUGGUGCCAGUAGUGGCAAUGGAACUGAUAAUAGUGGACAGGGAGGCAGUGGUAUUAAUGGGUGGAGGGAUGAGUGGCGGUGGACAAGGAGGUAACAGAGAGGUAGAGGUGGUGGUGGAAAGGGAGGUGGAAAUGGUGGUCAGGGAAGUCGGAGUGGAAGCAGGAAUGGACGCGGUGGUGGUGGUAGUGGGUUUGGCUAAAUCUAUCAAGGUGACGGACAAAAUGACCAAUGACGUGAGCAAGAACGUGAACGUGCACGUUAAUAGUGGCAAUGGGGGAAAGGGAGGCAAUGGUGGUCGCAGAACUGGUAGACAGGGUGGUCGUGGUGGUAACAGGGGUCAGCGAAAUCGCCAAGAUAUAUCAACAUUUUAUGUACUCUAA
This is a messenger RNA of Oppiella nova, 812 nucleotides long. Lineage: Eukaryota; Metazoa; Arthropoda; Arachnida; Sarcoptiformes; Oppiidae. The record is from the annotation of a GenBank genome assembly.